Cladocopium goreaui is the source of this 786-nucleotide messenger RNA. The record is from the annotation of a GenBank genome assembly. NCBI's taxonomy places the organism in Eukaryota, Dinophyceae, Suessiales, Symbiodiniaceae.
AUGAAGCUGCGCCUAGCGGUGUCCUUUAACGGUCCAGAUGGUGACUACUACACCUCCGGGAUCAUUUCGUCCACGGCUUUCCGGUUGCCUUACGCCAUCAAGCGCGACUAUGGCUGGGCCGAGGGCGGGGCCACGGUCCAACUGCUUGGCAUCGUUUGGCCCGAAGAUGCUGACUUGGAGCUGCAGCUGAUUUUCGUUUUUCCACAACGCAAUGUGUCCACUGAAUGCAGUCGCGUCACCAGCCAUGCAGCAGAGUGCAUCGUCCCGACACCUCCAAAAGCAUCAACAGUGAACUUGCAGAUGAAGACCAUGCGAAAUGGUGAGGUGGCCACCUAUGACCUACCGCUGACGUAUUCCUUCAUGGAAGUGCCCACCUUGCUUGGAUCCUUUCCACAACGAGCUUCCGUGAAGGGUGGCACGAUGUCCCUUCGACGCUCGGGUGGAAUACUUCUGCGCCUUCCUGGCACCGCUGAUGGAAGCGGCACCACAUCUGCCGUUGCUAAGCCCAGGGCCAGCGAGAUACCUCAACGGCACGACCUUGCUCUGCGAAUCGCCGAAGGUGUUGCUUCCAACGGUUUGUACUUUGGCGUUGAGUUCAGAUCGCAGCUUGACGAAUCUGGGCAUUGGUCAUGUGACCUUCGAAUUCUUCGAGACCCGAGAGGAGGUAUCAGACUAUGAGGAACCCACUUUGGACCCGGAGUAUGUGGUGCCAACCAUCACUUCCCUAGUGCCGCUGACAGGGCAGGAAGGGUCGAGUUCCUCGCUGGGCAUUCGGGGAGAUGGCUU